AUGUUCCUCUUUUCCCGUAAGACCAAGACCCCCAUCAGCACCUACAGGGACUCCUACAGGGCUCCUACCUCCAUCAAGGAGGUCUAUAAGGACCCACCUCUGUGGGCCUGGGAAGCCAACAGGUUUGUGACUCCGGCCCUGACUCAGACUGUGAAGCACCACGUGGAUCCUGAAGCCCUGCAGAAGAUGGUCAAGUGUGCUGUGCAGGACUACAGCUAUAAGAGUUCCAUACCAAGCCACCCCUACUUGCCUGAGAAAUACUGGCUCUCUCAAGAGGAAGCAGACAAACGCAACCCAAACCACCUGUGCGGUAACCGGUAUAAUACACGGAGGAUGGGACCUUACAACUGUACGGGCUGGAACAAAUGUGCCACAUACCUUCCUCGGCUGCCUAAGGAGACUGGGAUGGAGGCAGCAGUUCGAGGAAUGCCCUUGGUGUACCCUCCUAAGCCGGAGCGACUCAGCGCCUACGAGCGCGAGGUACUGGUGAACAUGCUGAACUCGCUGUCACGGAACCAGCCGCUGCCAGAGAUCACGCCCCGCUGCGGGUGUGUGGACCCGCUGCCGGGCCGCCUGCCCUUCCAGGGUUAUGAAAGCGCUUGCUCGGGCCGCCACUACUGUCUGCGCGGCAUGGACUACUGCGUCGCCGGGCCACCCUGCACCGAACGUCGCCUGCGACUUUUGCGCACAGAGCAGCCGACUGAGUGUAUCGCCCUGCGAGCACCGGAAGGGAAUGCAAUGUGCUGUUAUAACUCCCCCGCCGUCAUACUACCCUUGUCCGAACCUUAG
Molecule: messenger RNA, 789 nt
Organism: Mesoplodon densirostris (Blainville's beaked whale)
Lineage: Eukaryota; Metazoa; Chordata; Mammalia; Artiodactyla; Ziphiidae
Gene: SPMIP6
Product: sperm microtubule inner protein 6
Exons: 6
Coding region: 1-789 (262 amino acids)
Cellular component (GO): perinuclear region of cytoplasm; manchette
Molecular function (GO): alpha-tubulin binding
Source: RefSeq, a predicted model, not a curated record